This is a messenger RNA of Lytechinus pictus (painted urchin), 4092 nucleotides long. Its product is annotated as LIM domain-containing protein 2-like. The coding region runs from base 39 to 293 and encodes 84 amino acids. The record is from RefSeq and is a predicted model, not a curated record. Gene Ontology annotation, cellular component: actin cytoskeleton; plasma membrane. NCBI's taxonomy places the organism in Eukaryota, Metazoa, Echinodermata, Echinoidea, Temnopleuroida, Toxopneustidae. The transcript has 3 exons. Gene Ontology annotation, molecular function: actin filament binding. Gene Ontology annotation, biological process: actin filament bundle assembly.
AUUCUGUCUGCUGCCCUCUACAGGCCGUUACCUCUGAAAUGUGCAUUGUGUGCAAUCGACGUGUGUACCCCAUGGAAAAGAUCACAGCUGAUAAUGUUAUUUACCAUAAGACCUGUUUCAGAUGUGCAGAGUGUAAGGCGUGCCUCAGCCUUGGUAAAUAUGCAGCCCUCAACGGCAACGUGUUCUGCAAGCCCCACUUCAAGCAGAUGUUCAAGUUAAAAGGGAACUACAACUUCUCCAACCAGGCAACUUCUCCCCGCCAAGCCACCAACGGCGUAUCUACAGAUGAGUAAAGGGGAUAGCACGUAACCUUGUCUGCCCAUCUCAUCAUAGAGUCUGUACUUUCUUCUUCUUACUGCUACCUUUAUAACGGGUUGUGGGCAGGGUCUCCAGAGAAAUUGUGUAAAAGAGUAGAGGGGAUAGUACAAAGCCUUGCCUGCCCAUCAUGCCAUAGACUCUGUACUACUACGAACUGCUACCUUUGUAGCAAGGGGUUAGGGGUGGGAUCUUCCAAGGGGAUUUUACGAUGGCUGAUGGCGCAUCCCAUAUAUUGUUUUAAUGUCUGACGUGAGCCCCACACUACUCCAAGAGUUCUGACUAUGAUGAGUGAUAUCUCAUUGUCAUUUCGUCAUCGAAUCUUGGCAACAAGGGCAAUAUUUUCUUAUAUCUCCCACCUGAGAGGUUGGGAUAUAAGAGCUGACACUAUUAGAUCUAGUUUGAUUACAGUAAGCCUUUGGAUCUAGUCAAAACAUCGAUUUGGAAACCUCAUCAAUCUGCAAACAAAAAUGAAAUUUCUACAUUGAUCAUCUUUUGUAUGCUGGGACCAUACUUUUGCAACCAUCACCGAGGGAGUAUCGCCUUGGUCAAUAGAUUAUUUUGCAAGAAGGAAAGAUAUAUUUUUUGCUUGACUUCACAUCGAAGAUUAUUUUGCUGGUGAUAUUAUAUAGUAGACAUGAUGAUUAUUUUGCAAGCUGUUUAUAUAUGACAUUGCUUUUGGGUGAUUAUGAAUGUUGAAAGAAUGUCGUAGAAAGAAAGAAUGAGAAAAACAUGAUUUUGCUACUGGAAAUGAAUUUAAGAAGCUAUUGAAUGGGAGCAAGAAAGUGAGAAGGAGUGAGAAAGAGAGUGAGUGAGUGAGGAUGGUGUAGUGUGAAGAUGUUUUUCAAUGCAAUAAGCGUGAAAUACAACAAGGGGAGAUGCAAAAUUGUAAUGUACUUUCUUAUUAACUCAUAAGAAUCUUUUAAUUCUUUUUAAAUCUUUAAAAUAAGUGUUUUUAGAAUCUGUGUCUCUUGCUAUUAUCAUAGCCUAUUGUGCGUACUCUCUGCCUUCAUCUCAUCAUCUGUUUUAUGUCCUACAUUGUUAGUCUUCCGGCCGAGGCUCUGGAAACACAAAACUUGGCAAUUGAUCGCAGGGCUUAUUUUUUUUAUUGUUUCCAUUGAUCAUUGCAUGGAAUCAAUCAUAAAAAAAUCAAUCUUAUCAAUUUCUCACAUACAUGUAUGUGUUUCAGCCCUCUUCGGCUCUGUUACAACUAACACAUAGCUUAGCUAUUGAUCAUUGGUUGAGUUAACUGACAGAUCAGUCGUAAAAAUCAGCCCCACAUCAAUCGCCAAGCUCUGUGAAAAGGGGCCCUGGUCUCUCUCUCUCUGUAAACAAAUGGUGUCGGGACACUCUUAGCUUCGCACUCGCUUCAAUAUACAGAAUUACAGCUCACCCGUACUUCGGAAAGGGUUACAUUUUCACCGGCAUUGUGCAAGUUGCUGUAGAUAUAAUAUUUUUUUAAACAUAUUUUAGUGAGUUAUGGUUCAACUAAUUUUUAUGUAAGUAAAAUUCAAAGAUCGGGGACCUGUAACACGAAGCGUAGCAAUCAUCGUGGAGUGUUCUUUUUUACGAUUGAUUGCAUUAACUACAAUGUACAAUUAAUUGUGAAAAUGCACCGUACGAAUAAUCGCUAACCUUUGUUUUACCGAACCCUGUUUUUAAAGCAGAAUGCAGCAGUACAUAUUUGUAUUUUACUUUUUUUUUCGCUGCUAUAACAAAAGGGAAUGUGGUAUAUUAUAUGUUCUUGAGACUGAGUUAUAAACUUUUUAUGUAGAAUGCAAUCUCCGUGCACAACGUCGGCAUAUUUUGUAUUAUUUAUUUUGGGAGAAAUCCCACAGCUUUUAUACAACAGGGUCCAAAAUGAAAAGACAUUUAUGCUUGUAUAAGUACCUGUACUUUCCAUCCACUUAUAUAUAUUUGUAGGUUUUAAAAAAUGAACAAUUAAGGAAAAUCAUUGAAAUUUGCUUUAUCGUAGGAUAUCCUUAUGUAAGUCUUAUUAGAAAAUUGACAUUUCCAUUUUAGAUGUGGACAAAGGGAGAAGGAAAUGUUCAUAAUAAAUUGAAGAAUAUAUUUGUAUAAUUAAGUUUAUAAAAAUAUUAAUUAGUUAAGCUAUUAAAUGUUUCUAAUUGGUUUUGGGGGUGUUUGUAUUAGACAAAAUUUGAUUUGUACAUAGCAAUAAUAGGAAUAUGCUGUCAGAUAAUUUAUCCUUGAUUUAUAAGUAGCAACAGUAUUAUUAUCUGCUACAUCGGCUCAACAAUCGAAAAGUAAUUCCACUCUGAGUUAUCAGCAUUAUCCAUUAUCUUGCCCAUAUAAUGUCUAAUGUCUAUGCAUUUCAUACACUCUACCGCUCAUUGGUAGCAUAACACUGUAAACACUUAAAGUGUUAAGAUUAACGCCAGACAGUUUGUGAGAGGAAUGCACCCAGCACAAAAAUACACCAUUGAGUUUGAAUGUGACACUGAAUAGUGUUCAUGUAACAAAUGGAAUGUGUUAUAAUAACUCCUAUGGGUGUUGAACUAGCACCAUGAUUUUAACAUUGGUGUAAAGUGUUUGGUGCUUUCCUCUCACAACACUGAUCGGUCAAGUGUAAACACCAUAGCUUUUUUAUACUGUGGUUGCAACAUCACAUUAAAAAUGCCUCUAUUUCUAUGGAAAGUGUUAAAGAAAAUCCUCAAGAUUGAAGGGUCAAUAUUUUCUUAUAUUGCCCGGUUAUAUUAACUGUUUUCCACAAAGAGGGCAAUAGCAAUGUGCUCUUAACUGCAGGUACUUUGUUCUGUGCGAAUAGGUCACCGAAGCAUGGCUUGAUAUUUGAAUCCUGCCCUGUACAAUACAAAUACCCUUUAAGAGGACAUUGUGCUACGAUUGCCACUCUCCACCCGGGUGUUAAAUGGAGUUCUGGUUGGAGGAAAGUCAUUGGAAGACAGAGGAUAUAAUUCUAUAUUACAGCUCCACAUGGCAAUGGUGUAAUAUUUUGAAUGAUUGUUCUUGAGAUGUACAUUGAGUUUCUCCCAGCCAGGCAUUUUGACAACCAAUAUUAAAACGAUCACACGGUAUUUUUGCUCACUUUCAAAUUAUAUCGACUGUGCAUCUCAUGCAUAUUAUACUGUGGAGCAUUUCAUAUUGAUUUGUUUUUACAAAGUACACAAAUUAAUAGAAACAGUAAGGAGUGUUGCCAAUUUGAGGAUGGAAGAUUACUAGUGAAAUCUGCAUAUCUCUAUGGGUUCGUAUUAUUGUGUUUCUGUUCUGUAACCUAAGAUAAAUGCACAAAGACUCUUUGGUACGUUUAGAGCAAUAAUAUCUCAAUUUUCUUCCAUGAUGUAAUCAACACAUUUAUUUGUUAUUUAAGUUUCAUUCUAAAUAUUUUGCCAGUGCUCUGUCUUUUAUAUUAUUGGCUUCAUGCAAUAUACUUCACCAAUUAAGCAAUUUUGUGACUUUAAGCUAUUUCUGAAAAUUAAAAUGUGGCCUUUUCAAAGAAGAAUUGGAACCAAUUAUUACUAUAUGAACAACAAGUUUGAAUAUUGAGCUUUGCAAAAAUGUAUUGCAUCAAUAAUUAAGAAUUUAACAUAAAUUAAAAUGGUGGUAUAUGACCACCAAUUAUAGCAUAAUGAAAUGGAUUUUUAUACACAUUUUCAAACUUGAUGAAGAGCUUAGCACUCAAGACACUUCAGUAAUGUUUUGUUAUGUUUCUCAUUCUCACAUGUAAUGUCCGAUGUAUACUUAUAUGUAAUCUAAGGGGUUUUGUUGUUUAAUAAAAUGAUUAUUGGAGUUUUUCAUUAA